Linepithema humile (Argentine ant) is the source of this 6203-nucleotide messenger RNA. The record is from RefSeq and is a predicted model, not a curated record. NCBI's taxonomy places the organism in Eukaryota, Metazoa, Arthropoda, Insecta, Hymenoptera, Formicidae.
CGGUUUCUCACAAAGAACGUUUGAAUCGACGCAUUACAGUAGCACUCGAGAAUCGACGAGGACGCUAGUAGCGUCUUCCACAGGCACACGCGACGCCGUGGCGUCGUCGUGACGCUGCACGCGUGUUGCGCGUAGUGUCGAAGGCGUGUGUGCCUUUUGCUUUCGUGUCUCGCAAGUUUCAGGAGACGGUGUGGCAGUAACCGCCUCCUCGCAUUCUCCCGCAGUCUCGUUAGCCCGAUGCGCUCCUCCUUGCGAGACUAUGGCUUCGGUGAAGGUGGCCGUGAGGGUUCGACCCUUCAACAAGAGGGAGGUGGCGAUGAACGAGAAGCUGAUCGUGCAGAUGGACGGCAAGAAGACGCGGAUCUUCAACACCAAGACACCGGAUAGCUGCAGAGAUAUCGACCGUGGAAAAUACAAAGACUUCACGUUCGAUCAUUCCUACUGGUCCUUCGACCCGAACGACGACAAUUAUGCGUCCCAGGAAGAGGUUUUCUACGGUCUUGGUACGGACGUAAUAGAAAGUGCCUUUGAGGGCUACAAUGCCUGCGUUUUUGCCUACGGCCAGACAGGAUCCGGAAAGACCUUUACAAUGAUGGGCGCGCCGGAGUCUCAGGGAUUGAUACCGCGAAUCUGCAAGACGCUCUUCGCUAGAAUGGCAGCGGGAAAGGAGAGCGGGGCGUCAUACAGAACGGAAGUAUCUUUCCUAGAAAUCUAUAACGAGAGAGUAAGAGAUCUGCUCAGACUGGACCAAAGCCAAUCCCAUUCGCUAAGGGUACGAGAACAUCCCACGGGAGGGCCCUACGUCCAAGAUCUAUCAUGUCAUCUCGUCUACGAUUAUUCGGACAUUCAGGAAUGCAUGGUGAGAGGUAAUACGCACAGGACUACAGCCAGCACAAAGAUGAACGACGUGAGUAGCAGGAGUCACGCGAUAUUUACGAUAACCUUCGUACAGGCCGGCCUCUCGGAAGGCAACAUGCCGUCGGAGACUGUUUCCAAGGUGCACCUUGUCGACUUGGCCGGAAGUGAACGUGCGAACGCGACUGGAGCGACGGGUCAGCGACUGAAGGAAGGCGCGCACAUUAACAAGUCCUUGGUGACUUUAGGCACUGUGAUAUCCACACUCUCGGAACUCAGUUCCGUCAGCGGCGGCGAUAUCUCGACCGCCUCGAAGCGGAAUGCGUUUAUCCCUUAUCGGGACAGCGUGCUCACAUGGCUGCUGAAGGAUUCCCUCGGCGGCAAUUCCAAGACUAUCAUGAUAGCGACUAUCAGUCCGGCGGAAUGCAAUUACAACGAUACUCUUAGCACUCUCAGAUAUGCGAAUCGCGCGAAAAAUAUUAUCAAUAAACCGACCAUCAACGAAGACGCGAACGUGAAGCUUAUCAGGGAGCUCCGAGCGGAGAUAGAAAAGUUGAAAUCUCUUAUUGAUAAGAAUAUGAGCGUAGAAAGGCCGCCACAAGUGUUAUUGGCUCAAAUCCAAGAGAAGCAAGAACAAGAGAAAGUACUGACGGAGGAAUGGACCGAAAAGUGGCGGGAGACGCAACAAAUUCUGCAAGAGCAAAAAGCGCUGGGACUACGAAAAAGCGGAGUCGGUGUCGUUCUCGACUCGGAAAUGCCGCAUCUGGUUGGCAUCGACGACGAUCUGCUCAGUACCGGCGUCACGUUGUAUCACUUGAAGGAAGGAAAAACGCUAGUCGGAACUGAGGAAGCUCCUGUGAUUCAGGAUAUUGUGUUGACCGGUGUCGAUGUGGAACCGGAACACUGCGUGGUCGAGUUGGACAGCGGCGUAGCGACGUUGCAUCCGCUCUCAUCCCACUGCUGGAUCAAUACUGCCCAGGUAGACAAGCCGACAAGACUAUCGCAAGGCUGUAUUAUCCUCUUAGGCAGGAACAAUAUGUUCCGAUACAACGAUCCAGCCGAGGCGGCGAAACUCCGGAAGGAGGGCGGCUCAGGCAACGGUAAUCUGCAGUCGACGGUCGUCAAUCUGUCGAGAUUGUCGCUCUUGAGCUGGAGUGUCUCCGAUCUGCACGUUUCAUGCUCCAGCGACAAUCUGUUGAACUCGAGCGAAGAUCUCAGAGCGGCCGAGGAACUCGAACAGCAGAAGGCCGCGCUUUUGAAAGAAAAGGAAGAUUUCAAGAGGGAACAAGAGGAGCGCGAGGAGAGGUGGGCCGCGAGGAGGGAAGCGCUGGAGGGUGCCCAGCGCGAGCUGGAGCGCGAAUGGGGCGCGCAGUGGAAGGAAUGGGCGGACGCGAUUACGACGCUGGAGUCGCGUCAACGCGAGCUGCGCGCGCGCCGGCAUCUCCUGGAGCAAGAGCGACGGGACGAAAUGACGCAAGUAGAAAAUAUGUGUAGGGAAGUCGCCUAUCUGCGCACAUUAUUGCAGUCCAAGCAUCGACAGCUACAAGAGCUCGCCAACAGUCACGAACGUGCGCAAACUUAUCAGCAUCGAUGUGAGAAGACGGAUAACGGCACCGGUAGUGACGGUAGUCUGCCCGAAUCGUGGUCUAGUCUCAACGACGAAAAGUGCAUCGAUAGUGUCAGAGAAUUGGUCAAUCAUCACAAGAAAGAACUAGCUGCCUUAGAAAACGAGUUGCAGAGCAAGGUCAAGUCUCUGAACGAACAUCAAAGUAAAGUGGACAAGAUGGAAGAGGAACUGAUAGAGAUCGCGAAGAGGCAGAAGCAGAUAUUCAAGGCAGAAAUGACGGGCGAAGGGGCGGAGAAAAAGUUGUGGUUGGCUAGACGAAGCCAGGAUCAGCUUGAUGAGAUCGAACGGCGGAAGCAGAGUCUGUCGCUGGACUUGAAGCGCGUUCUACCCGCGUCGCCGGGUUCGUCGAAUGGCUGCAACGAACCGAGCACCAGCUGCGACUCGACGUCCUUCCAGGAAGCGAGCAACAGAAAGUUCCAGAUCGCCACGGCCUUGAGUCUGUUGCCGCAGAGCAUACCGAGCUCCGACACUGCCGAGACGUUCCACACAGCGGCGGCUGAUUCUCCGGAGCCUCGCCUGGUCUUCGAGAAUGCCGACACGUUGCGGAUGAAUAAUUCUGCGAGAAACGGACCCUGCGAGAACUCGGAGGAUAAUAAAAUCUCGUCCCAAGGAAUGAAUAAUAUCGGUGAAGGGACGAGCGACGAGGAGGGGAAGCAGCCGACCGCGGUGUCCACAAUUCCGGAGAGCAUGCUUCAAGAUUCGCUGGAGUCGCCGAUACAGCAGAAUCCGGCGAUGAGGCGGCUGAACCAAAGAAUCGCGCGCCAGCGGAUGAUGGUGAUGAGAUGCCUGGACGCGGGCACCCCGUCGAAGGAGGAUCUCAAUCGGCAGAUAAUGAUACUGCAGGAUCUGCAGAAGCAGCAGAUCGAACUGGAGGUGUCGCUGCUGGAGGACGAGCGGAAAAGCCACUCGACCAGCAGGCAACUCCAGUGCGGCGACGUCGACGACGGCGACGAUAGGCUCGUCGUCAGCGAGACCGAGGACUAUGUACAGAAAGAACCAAAUGCUUACUGUAGUGUUGUAGAACCUACGAAUAAUAGUUCCGCCAUUCUAUUAACGGUAGCGCAACCCAGAUCUCAACUUUUCAGGAAUAACAGGCCUAAUGUUAACGAUCAAGAGACUUUGUCGGAAUCGUUAGCGUCCAAGAGAUCCUCCAGUCGCGGGUACUCGACCGUUUAUCUAACAAGCCAAAAUCGCGGCGAUCGCUUGAGCAGUCCGUACUCACUGACGAUCACGAGAUCUCUACCAUCAUUGAUAGGGAACGAUGGUGAUUGCGAUAGCGUGAUCAACAUAAUUGUUAGUGUACCGUCGUAUGUGAUACGCGGCGCCGGCGCGUCCAGCCACUACGAGUACGAAGUGCGAGUCGUGGCGCAGGACGACACCUGGACACUGCUACGUAGAUACAGGAGAUUCCGGGAGUUGUAUGUGUCGAUGCGACAGAAAUACGGUAGCAAGGUUGCAGCAAUACGCUUUCCUCCCCGCCAAGUCUUUCCAAGGUAUGAAGUAGUGGCUAGGCAACGCCGGAAACGCCUCGAAGAAUAUCUUCGCCAAUUAAUUCAAGUUUGCUCGGAGCUGCCGCACUGCGAGCCUCUAUAUAAACACAACGGCAAUCUUAGCAACAUAGAUAAACAAUCCCUGCUUGAAUUCAGCUCGUUCUUCAGACGCGGUAUGUUUGAGAGCAGCAAAUACGGGACUAGCUAAGAUACUAUCGUUGCAAUUCUCAUCCUUGCGAAUGCCGAAAGAACGAGCGAGAGUUCGAACGAGUAUGUGACAGACAUUUGUAAUUCAUUAUAUUUUUUCAUAUUUCGUUUUUUAUUUAUAAGAAUGUGCAGCAGCUAGAGCGGAAGAGAUAUCAAUGUAGCAACAAUCGUGACAGCGGCAUUUAUACAGAGCGAGUCCGUAACGUUUGUAUCAUAUUUCUUAAACCAUCGAUUUUACGGGAAGUCACACUCGCAAGAAGGAUCACUUGACUCUCAAAUUUUUUCCGCGCCGUAUGCGGUGCGUUAUCGAUUAUAUAAAUUAUAUAUAUUAUAUAUAUUAUUGUAUUAUUUUUUCAAUUUUAAUAUUUUAAGUUUUAACAUCUUUAUCCGUUUUGCUUUUACGGAGAAGUACAAAGUCAUUUGAUUCCUGCAUUCCUUUCACUCGAUAAUUUGAAUAUCAACGACAAGACUGUAAUUUUCUUUCCGUAAGAUUGACGAGUUUAAAUUCGCUGCAAACUAUUUAUUAAUAAUCGAGUUACAAAUAUCAGGUGGCUUGUUCUGCAUAAAUCUUUAGUCAUCACAAAACUAUAUGCUUCCAGAAAUUUUAGCGAUCGUAAGACUGGUUUUAAGAGACGAAUGUUCCUCACUAAUAUUGUCUCGUACGCGAGAACAAGCCUGCAUGGGAACAUUAACGGGAAAAGCAACGUGAUAUAUUCUUUAUGAAAGAGACAGAAAGAGGAAAUCAGGCGGUUGGAGAGACGAAAAACAUAUCGCGUCAUAGCGAUUUAUUUUUUCUUUUACAGAUAUUUUCCUAAUGUCUUUUUCUCCCGAUAGAAUUCACAAUCACGAAGUGUACCUUCCUUCGAUAUAGUCGAAUCGUAUAGUCGAUGUAGUUGAUUAUAAUUCUGGUUACGUUAACUAGCACAAAAAUAAAACGAGCGUUAUUGUAAAUUGAAAUCGUGGUAAAACGGAUCCGUCAGCCACGAUGAUUAUAACUUCGCAUGUAGUUCGCUUAUGCUAUAGCCGGAGAGUAUUUAUUUUAAUGCGCCGAAGUAACGUUUUGUACGCGCGCGACUCGAAGUAGCGGAAUCGACUGAAAGAACCACUUUCCAUUAGCAUAAUUAUCAGCUUGUAAAAGAUAGCGGUGUGUUACAAGCGUAAGAGUUACAUCAUAUCGCUGUUAAAGUUCUUCCGGUUCCGGGGAUCUAUAUAUAUAUAUAUACAUACAUAUAUAUAUAUAUAUAUAUAUACAUAGUAUAUUAUAGUAUAUGUUGCAUAAAUGUGUAGUGUGCGAGGAAUCAACAGACCAUCGUUAAAGUUGGAGUCGUUACACAAUUUUCAGCAUUUAUUUGAAAUAUUAUUGAACCAAAGCUUGAUCACAUACGAUUAUACACGAUUACAUAAUUAUCGAUUUCGAAAAUGCGUUAUGGUAUUGCUAAAAAUGACGAUCGGUCAAAUUGAUCGGUCUAUGUGCAAUUAAAAAGUAUUAAAGUUUACCAAAAACGUUUUUUUGUUUUUGUUUAUCGGCAAGAGUUUCGUUUGGGAUAAUAUAUAAAAUGCUUUCUCAAAGUUACAUAUCAAGAGACGCGACGAAAACAAAAAGUAAUUAGCUUCGCGAAAAUUCGCUAUUAUUCAGUACGUUAAAAAUCUAUAAAUACUAAGCGCCACACAAAUACGAUAAACACGCUUCUCUGUAGUACGAUAAAAAGUAUUUAUUCCAUGGCUGUGUGUAAUCGGACUCGAGGAAACCCCGAGGAAUCAACCUGGCUAAGUAGUUAGUAGUAAACUUGGCGCUCUAUAGCAUAACGCAACACCGUUUGAGAGGUGCGUAUCGCGUAUUAAUCGAGGUGUGUACAAUUGAGGCAGUUAUUACUUAUUCGAACGGACAUUACCUCACAUUUCAUACGAUUCACCGUGCGAGAAGAGCGAUCCAUCGUCGUCAUCCGCUUUUUUUAUACUCGAAUCUAAUUGAGACUUAUGUUCGGUAAAUGUAACAAUGGAGUACAAUAAAUUGUUAUAAUGCA